Molecule: messenger RNA, 2344 nt
Organism: Sitodiplosis mosellana (orange wheat blossom midge)
Lineage: Eukaryota; Metazoa; Arthropoda; Insecta; Diptera; Cecidomyiidae
Product: elongation of very long chain fatty acids protein AAEL008004-like
Exons: 7
Coding region: 606-1502 (298 amino acids)
Biological process (GO): fatty acid elongation, monounsaturated fatty acid; sphingolipid biosynthetic process; fatty acid elongation, polyunsaturated fatty acid
Cellular component (GO): endoplasmic reticulum membrane
Molecular function (GO): fatty acid elongase activity
Source: RefSeq, a predicted model, not a curated record
GAAUCUUAGUGUGAAUGAGCUAGAUAUGAGCAGCAGCACUGAUGGCAAGGUCAGCACAAAGCUCAUGUUAUACAAAAAAGUUCGAUUUCAAAUUUAGUUGAUUAUUAAAAUUGGCGAAAUUCAGUCGCAAAUUAGUAGGUUAUCAUGAUUUUCUAAAAAAAAAACACACAAAUCUUUCGCUUUUUGGUUGAAUUUUUUUUUCUUUUGAUUAAACUAUCAAUUGAAACAAAUACCAAACAAAAAAUAGUUGACCAAAAUCGAGUAUUCAAGACAAAAACAAAGACAAAAAUUACAAUCUAAACAUAAAAGUGAGAAAAUUUCAAAGAAUUCCAGUUUGAAGAUUUCAUAAGUUUUCUUUUACGAUUGGUGAAAAGUGUAUUUUGUUUGACAAGUUCGAAAGAUUCUUUUUUUUUUCUUCAUUAUAUCCGGUUUGCAGCCGAAGACUGUGCUACAGUGACGUUCAUCUUUACCAGAUCAAUUCAUUAGUGUGAAGUGAAUUCGAGCAAUCGCAUCAAUUCAGUUCAGCCAAGACAAUCAACCACUUCGUUUUUCUUUCGAAGUACAAACGCUACGGGGCAACAACAAAAUCAAAAAAAUCUACAGAAAUGGCACUCUACGAUAACAAAUUUAUGGAGUAUUACAACUACAUAUUCACCGACUUGGCAGAUACACGGACCAAUGAUUGGCCACUGAUUUCAUCACCUGUGCCCGGUCUCACCAUCCUAGCCGCCUAUUUAUACUUUGUACUGUCAUGGGGUCCACGAUACAUGGCCAACCGAAAACCAUUCAAAUUGGAACGAACCCUCCUCGUGUACAAUUUCAUUCAAGUGAUUGUUAGCAUCUACAUUUUCUACGAGGGCGCAUUCCAUGGAUGGUUUAAUCAUUACAGUUGGAAAUGUCAGCCGGUGAACACCUCAACUGGACCAGAUGGUAUCCGGGAGGCACGUGGUGUUUAUCUUUACUUCUUGGCCAAAAUUUCCGAACUUUUGGAUACCGUAUUCUUUGUGGUGCGUAAAAAGGAGCGACAAAUCUCAUUUUUGCACUUGUACCAUCACACCGUAAUGCCAAUGAUUUCAUGGGGUGCUACCAAAUACUAUCCAGGCGGACACGGAACAUUCAUUGGUACUAUUAACUCAUUCGUACAUAUUAUUAUGUAUGCUUACUACUUGUUGUCGGCGCUCGGACCACAAAUGCAAAAAUACCUCUGGUGGAAGAAACACAUCACAUCGAUGCAAAUGAUCCAAUUCUGCAUGGCUUUCUUGCACUCAUCCCAAUUGUUGUGGAAUGACUGUGGCUACCCAAGAUGGUCAGUCUGUUUCACAAUGCCAAAUGCUAUCUUCUUCUACUUUUUGUUCAACAAUUUCUACCAAAAAUCAUACAAAGGAGACGAAGGCGUCAAAUGUGAAAAGGCAAAACAAAAAGCUCUGAAUGACAACAACAACAACGAUAGCAACAACAAUGAAAACAGCAAAAAUAAAGACUUAGACAAAAAACAAAGCUAAUUUAACUAGUACAGUGGACGACAAAAAUGUUUUCAAAAUAAAAUUCAAAGAAGUAGAGAAAAACCACAUAAGAAAAUGCAAAAAAAAAGAAUGAAGAUAAUAAGUAGACGACCGAAGAAAAGAAAAAGAAUGAAAACAAAUUAUUUAUAAUGUGGACUGUUUUAACUUCACAUACAAAAAUAAUCGAUAAAAUUAGAUUCACACACUAUGGCAAACUGUUCUUUUAUUGUAUUUGUCAGCAAUGAACAAUUUACUUGUAAGUAGGAUAUCAAAACAUAUGCAGCAUGAGGGAUAAAAUGUUCAAGUUCAUGGAAACAUAAUUUUAUGACACAUGAUCAAAAUUAAAUGGUGUUAUUAUUAAGUAGAUGAAAUUGAAAUGAUGAUAAUGCAAUUCGUUUUUUUUUCAUUGUACGAUUGUUAAUAGAUUAAAUUCUUUUUGUAACAUGUGUACUCAUAUAGCACCGAAUCAUUGAUCGACCUUUAAAAGUUUACUUCCGUUGUGUGCAAUUUAUUCUUGUGUUCCGCUUUGUAGAACAGAAAUGAAAAGAAGAAAAAAUGGCAAAAUUACGAUUUUGUACAAGCUCGUGCGAAAAUAAGAGUCGAUCGAUGGGUCGUUGCGAUGUAUGUGGAACCCAAAUUUCCAUUUCUUUUAUAAUGAAGUAGUCUAUAAUAAUCACAUCGAUGAUGUAACUGAGAUUCGGUUUCUAGUAGACAUAUACACAACAAACAAAUAUUGCGUAAUAAAAACGAAAUGAUACUUAUAUUCUAGUAUGUCAGAACCAUUAAAUGUGCAUACAGCAAUUGUGUUCGUUAUUAAAUAUAUAUACACAUAUAUGAAGUAA